Oncorhynchus mykiss (rainbow trout) is the source of this 1778-nucleotide messenger RNA. NCBI's taxonomy places the organism in Eukaryota, Metazoa, Chordata, Actinopteri, Salmoniformes, Salmonidae. The record is from RefSeq and is a predicted model, not a curated record.
AGUUGGAAAGAGAACAAACAGAUCUGGGACCAGGCUAGACAACUACAGUAUAUAGUGAUCAAUGGAGUUGGAAAGAUAACAAACAGAUCUGGGACCAGGUUAGACAACUACAUAGUUACAUUUGAAAAUGUUUCAUUUGCUAUUUUAAUUUGAACCUUUUUCCCAGAAGAAGAGGUCUGUGUCCAACACAUUUCAUUUUACACAGAGUUGUGGCUAAUCCAAGGUUGAGUUGUCAGAGGAGGUUGAUAAUAGUGACACCCAAUCAGAUUUCAGCCUCUGCCUGUCCUGAGGUGAAUUACUCCUCUCAUUGGCUAGAAAUGACUAGUUACAGGUGAAACGAAACUUAACUCUGACUAUAAGGUGCAGCACAUAGCUUCAGCUCUCACAGUCACAACAGGGGACAAUUAACAGACACGUGCAACUACACUAAAACAGAGAUGGAACGAGGAAGAGGGACUCUGAAGAUUCUGUUCCUGUUGACACUCUGUCUGCAAGCCUUCACUGGUCAAUGCCAAGAUUCAGGGCAUCCCUCUGAUCUGAGGAUAGUUCUGGUGGGGAAGACUGGAUCAGGGAAGAGUGCAACAGGAAACACCAUCCUGGGGAGGGAGGGGUUUAGAGUGGGGGCUUAUCCAGUGUCUGUGACUACACAGAGUGAGAAACAGAGUGGGGAGGUGGAUGGGAGGAAGAUUGAUGUCAUCGACACCCCGGGGCUCUAUGACACAACAAUGUCUCAAGAAGAGAUGAAAAGUGAAAUAGAAAAGGCCAUCUACAUGUCAGUACCAGGACCCCAUGUGUUCCUGCUGGUGAUCAGACUGGGGAGGUUCACAGAGGAGGAGCAGAACACUGUGAAGUGGAUCCAAGAGAACUUUGGAGAAGAUGCCUCAAUGUACACCAUCAUUCUGUUCACUCAUGGAGAUCAACUGAAGGACAUGUCAUUGGUGGACUUUCUAAGUGAUAGUGAGGAGCUUAUGAAACUCAUCAAGGUCUUUAAGGGCAGAAAUCAUGUCUUCGAUAAUAACAAGAAGAAUGACAACACUCACGUCCCAGAGCUGCUGAAGAAGAUAGACAGGAUGGUGAUGAAGAAUGGAGGACAACACUACACCAAUGAGAUGUACCAGGAGGCCCAGAGGAAGAUCAAACAAGAGGAGGAGAGGAAGAAACAGCAGGAGAGAGAGGAGGCGAUGAGGAAGAUGGCAGAGGAGAGCCUGAAAAAUGUAAUGGACAUAUCAGGAAAACUUGUGGGAUUGUUAGCAACUGGUAUCACAGCGCUGGUUUCAGGUCCAGCAGCUAUCGCAGUUGGAGUUGCUGUACUUGCAAAAGAGGCAGUUGACAAUCAUUACAAUUCCAAUUUAAGUAAAGAUGAGGAAGAGUAGGCAGUGUGAAGUACCACUCUCUUCCUCAUCUUAAUGUCAAGUAGUAGCAGUAGAAUAUAUUAAUACUGUACAAUGACAACCAUCAUUGUUUGAUUGUUCAACACUUUCUAACAUGAUCAGUUAUUUACCAUGUUUAUUAUUCAAAGUCUUAGGGAUAAUAACAUACUGUAGGAUGACAUUUAUAAUUCAACAAGAACAAACAGACAGAAAAUCUGAAAUCAUGUUUCAUAAACUGAAAGAUAGUUAAUAAGUUAGAAUUGGUAAAGACAUUCUAGGUAUCUAGAUAUCUACAGUAUUGAUGUAUCUACCUACCCUCCCUGGUCUGUGUUCUCUCUCUACCCUCCCUUUCUGGUCUGUGUUCUCUCUCUAGUCUCUCUCUACCCUCUCUUUCUGGUCUGUGUGCUC